Iphiclides podalirius (scarce swallowtail) is the source of this 636-nucleotide messenger RNA. The record is from the annotation of a GenBank genome assembly. Lineage: Eukaryota; Metazoa; Arthropoda; Insecta; Lepidoptera; Papilionidae.
AUGAUUGCAAGGGUCGUUGACGGCCUGCCCUUAGCUGCUACAAUGCAAGAGGAUGACCAGAGCGGCUGCAAUAUACUGGAGUAUCAAAACCAAGCAAAAAUGCUGUUUAGAAAACUAGGGCCCCAAUCACCGAUACGCUGUUCCAUUGAAACUGGACCAUAUCUCUUUCACUAUUUGAUAGAGAAUGAGAUCUGUUACUUAGUCCUUUGUGAAAGGAAUUAUAGUAAACGACUUGCAUUCAGUUACUUAGAAGAAAUAGCUCAAGAGUUCUACCAACAAUACGGAAAAAGAGUCAAUACUGUGACCAGGCCGUACACAUUCAUCGAGUUCGACACGUGGAUGCAGCGUGCGCGGAAGCAAUAUGCCGAGGGCGGCGCCCGGGCGCGCCGCUCCGGCGCCGCGGCGCAGCUCGGUGGCCAAUUAGGCGAUGUGCAGCGUAUCAUGAUGCAGAACAUUGAUGAUGUACUGCAGCGCGGCGCUGUUCUGUCUGAGUUGGAUACUAAGACACAAAACUUAUCAAUGAUGUCACAGAAAUACAAGAAGGAUGCAACAUACCUAAAUACAAAGUCUAUGUUGGUGAAGGUCACUGCAGGGGCAGUGGUAUUACUAGUGAUUGUUUUGUAUUUCUGGGUGCUU